AAUAGCAACACGAACAUGGUUGGUACUUCGUAGACGACAGUCGUCACAAAUGACAUCAAAUAGAUAUCCAUGUGCGUUUUUCCCGUAUUUUCUCUUCAUCAGUAGUUGUUCUGACGUUAUAGACUCAUCAUUCCCCACAUUCCCUACAUUCCCCCCCGCGGCCUAAAUUAACUGUGUCUGAAACUCUGUCGUGCUAAGUUGCUAAGCGUGGGAUUGGUUCUCUCCGUGGCUUCGCCAUGUCCCAGGAAUCGUUCCUCCAAGCCACCCAAGAGCGUGACGUCUCGGGCCACGCUCGCGCCACACCUGAGGAGGCCCUGGGCUACGCCAAUUACACUCUCGACCAUUGGCUGCCCACCUCAGACACGUAUGUGCUCAAGUACGGCUCGUCCAUCCUGCCCCUCGUCUCGGCCGUGUCCUCGGUGUCCUUGGCCACCAAACUCCUGGCCCGUGAGAAGUUGGGAGGGCUCCGCUUUAGCUCGAUGGUCUUCAUCCGAGCGGCGGUGGCUGUUCCAGCGGGUAUGGCCUCCUUGGUCUUUCACAAACUCGUGCUCGACGACAUCCUGUUGGGCGAAACGCCGUGUUCCAUCUGCGUUCAAGUUCGAUCCGCCUCCUUUCAAGUGGCCGCGGGCACGAUCUUGGGCGGAGCCAGCGCCUUUGUCGUGAGUCAUUUGGUCAUGACCACCUUGUUGGCCAAGAACAUCCCCAGUGUCUGGAGUCGGCCCGGCUUAGCCUACCUCCGGCAACUGGCGGUCAAAUCGCGAGGAUUGCUGCUCUCCUCGUUGUUGGCCAAUUUGAUCGCGGGCUUUGGAUUGUGCGUGUUGGAACAACGAUCAUGGUGGUAUAUUAACCAAGAGCUCCAACGACGCCUGGACGCUGCAAACAAGCACGUGUGAAAUUGCCCUGUUCAUGAUGCACUUAGCCUCAUAGGAAAUCCGAGAUACAUGCAUUCUUCCAUCGUUAUUUGUAUUGGGGGAAGCCUCAUUAAUCGAGCCUUUGACUCUAUUAUUUAAG
Tigriopus californicus is the source of this 1011-nucleotide messenger RNA. RefSeq lists its product as uncharacterized. The transcript has a single exon. Lineage: Eukaryota; Metazoa; Arthropoda; Copepoda; Harpacticoida; Harpacticidae. Bases 237 to 893 code for a protein of 218 amino acids. The record is from RefSeq and is a predicted model, not a curated record.